Messenger RNA from Cladocopium goreaui, 519 nucleotides. NCBI's taxonomy places the organism in Eukaryota, Dinophyceae, Suessiales, Symbiodiniaceae. The record is from the annotation of a GenBank genome assembly.
AUGUUGGAGGACGCCGACCUGGGUCUGAACUACGUCAACGCCAGUAACGGCCUGGCGCGCGCGCAGGGCGUGCGCCCCGGCGCGCUGCUGUCCAACAUAGGCGGCACCGACGUGAGCAGCCACAAAAUCGAGCAGGUUAGGGACAUGUUGUUGAAGGCCGAUGUGCCGUUGAGCGUUCACUUCGAACAAGCACGUGGCCUCCCGAACGCGGUCACUGGUGUCCUGCACCCCGUGCCCGACGAAGAGAUGCCCAUGCCGCCCGAGGAGAUAGACGAUGGACCCAUGGUCGUUCCACCACCGGUGGAUCUGGACAUCGAUUUGUCUCAACCUCUGGGUUUGACCUUUGACCAGCGCCUCGUCGUGCAGACGGUGCAGAAGAACUCUCAGGCGUCUCGCUUGGGCAUUGGACCCGGUUGGCAAGUGCUAGGUCUAGCAGGCGACGAACUCAGCAGCAGAAAGGAGUUGGAGCAGAAGUUGGAGGCGAAGAUCGGCGAUGUUUCGCUGCCCCAUAGGGAUUAA